UCACAGAGUCUCUUCUUUACAACUCUGUUUUUUCUUUUCUUUAUCAUCAUUUUUUUUUCUUUCCUUUCGAAAAUGGGGAAUUGUCAGGCGGUGAACGCGGCGGUUCUUGUUCUACAGCAUCCCGGCGGGAAAAUUGAUCGUUACUAUGGCUCUGUAUCCGUCACCGAGGUCAUGAGUAUGUACACUGGCCACUACGUCUCUCUCAUCGUUCCUUUGACAGAGGAGGAAGAGAAGAAUAUUCCGGCGGCAGUGAAGCGAGACGAUAAGAAGCAGAGGAAGGCUGUGAGGUUUACACGUGUUCAGCUUCUCCGUCCGACUGAGAGUCUCGUCCUCGGCCACGCUUAUAGGCUUAUUACUUCACAAGAAGUGAUGAAGGUUUUACGGGAAAAGAAAUCAGCCAAGACGAAGAAGCAUCAGGUUGAGACGACGACGACAGUGAAGAAGUUGUCCGAGAAGAAAGUUCCGGAGAAGAAACAAGGGAAGCAAUUUCGUGUGUUAACGAACUCAACUUCCCUUUUAAAGUCCAAAACAUGGAGGCCGUCUCUUCAGAGCAUCUCCGAAGCUACAAGCUGAAUGUUUUUGGUUUUUGUUCGAGAGACAAGACAGUGUAUCUGGAUCUAGAGUGGAGAACCUGAUCCGGAACCUUACUGAAUAAAUUUUGGUUCCUUUUUUUUUUCUUUUCUUUCUGGUUAUGACAAGGGUGAAGUCUUAGAUCAAGAUGUGGAGAGAUUAGUAGACAAAAGCUCAAGAAAGCCAACAGAACAGAGCUUCUUCUUCCUUUUUUUUCUCUCUAUCGUCGAUGUAUAUAUAUUUUCGCAGAUGGAGAAAUCGAUGGAAGUUUGUAAGAAGUGUGGUUUUUGUUGUUGUAAUAUCGAUUCAGAGGGAAACAUGACUUCUGAAUUAGAACAAUAAAGAGCUUUGUUGUUGUUAUCUUGCA
Molecule: messenger RNA, 937 nt
Organism: Camelina sativa (false flax)
Lineage: Eukaryota; Viridiplantae; Streptophyta; Magnoliopsida; Brassicales; Brassicaceae
Source: RefSeq, a predicted model, not a curated record